Dentiscutata erythropus is the source of this 258-nucleotide messenger RNA. NCBI's taxonomy places the organism in Eukaryota, Fungi, Glomeromycota, Glomeromycetes, Diversisporales, Gigasporaceae. The record is from the annotation of a GenBank genome assembly.
CAAUACAAAAGAUCUUUUCACCUAUAUCUUGCAAGCCCAACCGAUGCCUGGGAAUCAAUGAUGCAAUUCAAAUCUGAGAAAAAUUCUGGUUUAUCUGUAAGAAUAAUUAUAAAUUUUGAAGAUCUGGCUCUUCUUAAUGCCUUUUUGGUAAAGCUUGCUUUUUUUGGUGCUAUAAUGACACCAAUUGUUGUUAGACAAUUAUAUCUUGAUAAAACACCUUCGAGUUUACAUAUAAAUUUCGGGCUAGCUCUUAUGUAA